AUGUAUUUCUCAGCAAGUGCAACGACGAGAGCACAACUAUGUCUGGCGGCUUUGCUCCUUUUUUCUGUUGUAAUGGUUCAGUCCUCGGACGAGAUAUACGCAGCAUAUAAUGUUGUGAAGUUUUCCAACGGCUCCCAGUUUGAUAGCAACCUGGAAGCACUCUUACAAACUCUAACAGAAAAAGCAUCCUACGCUGGCUUCGGCGUUUCUGUUAAUGGGCAGGAAACGCCUAACCAGGUGUCGGGGCGUCUCCAGUGCAGAGGAGAUUUGUCUCCCGCCGACUGCAGUGCGUGCUCAGCGGAGGCAGUGAAGGCCGUCCGCCGCGACCGCCCCAAUGCCAUUGGUGCCCGUGUUCAGCUGGAGCAUUGCUUCCUUCGCUACGAGAAUUACACCUUCAUCUCGGAUUUAGACUCCAAUUUCUGGUAUGGCGUCUCAAACGUCAGUAAGGACACGGACAUCCACUUUAAUGCUGGCGUUAGGGAUCUACUGGCGGAUCUGUCGAGCAGGGCCCCCACCAGUCCUAUCAAGUUCGCAUUGGGGUCGUUGGCUGUUUCUUCGAAUGUGAGCAUCUAUGGCAUGGAGAUGUGCUGGAGAGAUAUGUCGAGGAACGACUGUGCGGGCUGCCUGUCCAAGGGAUAUGAACAGCUCUUCAGUUGCUGUAGCGAAAAAGUGGGUGCUCAGGUUUUCAUGGGCAGCUGUACUCUGCGCUAUGAAAUCUAUCCCUUCGCCGAGCAUUAUUAG
Molecule: messenger RNA, 741 nt
Organism: Cryptomeria japonica (Japanese cedar)
Lineage: Eukaryota; Viridiplantae; Streptophyta; Pinopsida; Cupressales; Cupressaceae
Product: cysteine-rich repeat secretory protein 38-like
Exons: 1
Coding region: 1-741 (246 amino acids)
Source: RefSeq, a predicted model, not a curated record